CCGAGGCGCGUCGAACAUAACCGAAUAAAUCGCCAACCGUAACCACGGCAAGUAGGGAUGGAAAAUUGAGAGACACGUAAAACAUGGCGGAGGCCGUUGUGGAUGGAAGUCCGAUGUCUCGGUUUUUUUGCCACAAAUGCAGCGUCGAAAUCGAGCGUCUGCUGCCGAAUUACACGUGUCCACGAUGUGCAAGUGGUUUCAUCGAAGAGCUGGAGAGCAGCAGCAAUGAGGGUAGCUCGGGCGUGGAUAUGAACAGCGAAGAACUGAGCGAUGGGGAUAUCGAUAUCUUGACCUUGAAUCGCUCCGACCGUGAUCGUGAUAUAAUAGAAAUGAUAAUGGGUCUCUCGAAUACAUACACCAAUCAACAGUUGAACACCAGUCAACAACCGGGUGGAGGCAAUAGAAACUAUGUGCUCGGGAGCAGAAGGAGGUCUAAUUGGUCCCGUAAUCCUCAAGAUGGACGUCGCACCAGCAGUAGCAAUCGUAGAAGACAAGAGAGCCUACAGGUGCCUAUAGAGAAUUUCAUACAAGAUUUUAUCUUCAAUCUUUCGGGAGCAGCGAGUCUAAGCAACUCUGUGGGUCAAGAUGCACAGCCAUCGGUAUUCAAUGUUAGACUGUUCUUGGGAAAUCCUGGAGAUUAUGUUUGGGGUCGUGAUGGAUUAGACGCUAUUGUUACCCAAUUAUUGAAUCAAAUGGAUGGUACUGGACCACCACCUUUGUCACGCAAUCAGAUCGAUGAGAUACCUACUACUACUAUAACGCAAAGUCAAGUUGAUUGCAAGCUACAAUGUUCCGUUUGUUGGGAAGAUUUUAAGCUGUCCGAACCUGUUAGACAAUUACCCUGCCAGCACGUCUAUCACGCACCAUGUAUUGUACCUUGGCUGGAAUUACAUGGAACCUGUCCCAUUUGCAGACAAAAUUUGGGAGAUCAAAAUCAGGCAGAAGCAAACCAAGAUGCUGGAGCCAAUAUAGCUGGAUCGACUUUAGCCGGAUCUAGUUUUGCUGCUUUGUUUAGGGCAGCAAAUGAAGCGCACCGAACAGGACAGCCAAUUAGCCGGACAUCGUCUACUUCGUCAUCUACUUCCUCUACUUCAGAGUAGCCGCAGUACUUGUUCAAGUGAGAUAUGAGUGAUAUUUUUCUUUCAACUAUCCGAUUUCAUAAUUUA
This is a messenger RNA of Cyphomyrmex costatus, 1166 nucleotides long. RefSeq names its product E3 ubiquitin-protein ligase Iruka (gene Iru). The record is from RefSeq and is a predicted model, not a curated record. Gene Ontology annotation, molecular function: ubiquitin protein ligase activity. Gene Ontology annotation, biological process: ubiquitin-dependent protein catabolic process. NCBI's taxonomy places the organism in Eukaryota, Metazoa, Arthropoda, Insecta, Hymenoptera, Formicidae. Bases 84 to 1100 code for a protein of 338 amino acids. Gene Ontology annotation, cellular component: nucleus. The transcript has 8 exons.